ACCUCGGUGCGGUCACAGGGCAGUGACAGAGUGGGCGUUGAAUCCGUCUUCCCCCUCCUUAUCUCAAAUCCUGACUUCACAUUCUCAAUCGCUACACAAGUUGAGUCCACACAGUUCGUGAAAUUUCCCCGGGGGAAACAUGACGGAAAGCUCCUCGACGAAGCUGCUGAACGGAGACGCCUGCCGCCGGACGUUAAACGGAAAAAACGCGAGUAAAAAUGGCUACGUGAAGAACCACUGUCUGUUUCAGCAGUCACAGAAGUACAGUCGCUCCGGGGAGAAGAAGCAAAAUGCGACCCAUAAUCCCAGUUUGUACAAGAAGCCCUACGUGGAGUAUUUCGAGGAGACGCCUCUGCUGGUGGCUGUGCUCACCUACAUGGGCUACGGCAUCCUCACCGUCUUCGGCUACCUCAGAGACUUCCUCCGCCACUGGAACAUCGAGAAGUGCCACGUGGCUCGAGAGAGAGACGAGCAGAAGGAUUUCGUCCCCCUCUAUCAGGACUUUGAAAACUUCUACACCAGGAACCUGUACAUGCGGAUCCGGGACAACUGGAACCGGCCCAUCUGCAGCGUCCCCGGAGCCAAGAUGGACCUCGUAGAGAGAGUUACCCACAACUACAACUGGACGUUUGAUCACACCGGCAAGGUGGUGAAGGACGUCAUCAACAUGGGGUCAUACAACUACCUCGGCUUUGCUGAGAACACUGGCCCUUGUGCCGAUGCUGCUAUCGAAGUCACACAGAAGUAUGGAGGCGGCGUGGGAAGCACUCGCUGUGAGAUGGGCAACCUGGACAUCCACGAGGAGUUGGAAGAGUUGGUGGCCAGGUUUCUGGGUGUCGAGUCGUCCAUGGCGUUCGGGAUGGGCUUUGCUACCAACUCCAUGAACAUUCCUGCUCUCACUGGGAAGGGUUGUCUCAUCCUGAGCGACGAGCUGAACCACGCUUCGUUGGUCCUGGGCGCUCGGCUGUCUGGCUCCACGAUCCGAGUCUUCAAGCACAACAACAUGCAAAGCCUGGAGAAGCUGCUGAGAGAUGCUAUUGUUCACGGACAGCCCAGAACCCACAGACCCUGGAAGAAAAUCCUGAUUGUGGUGGAGGGCAUUUACAGCAUGGAGGGGUCCAUCGUCCGCCUGCCUGAGGUCGUCGCCCUGAAGAAGCGCUACAAGGCGUACCUGUACCUGGACGAGGCCCACAGCAUCGGCGCUCUCGGCCCAAACGGCAGAGGAGUGGUGGACUACUUCGGCCUGGACCCCAAGGACGUCGACAUCAUGAUGGGAACGUUCACAAAGAGCUUCGGGGCUGCUGGUGGAUACAUUGGAGGCAAAAAGGAGCUGAUCGACUACCUGCGCAGCCACUCUCACAGUGCUGUGUACGCCACCUCCAUGCCGCCUCCUGUGGCCCAGCAGAUAAUCACCUCCAUGACGACCAUUAUGGGAGAGGAUGGAACAACUCUGGGCGCUGAUCGCCUCAAGCAGCUCUCAGAGAACACCAACUACUUCCGCAGGAGACUCCGUGAAAUGGGCUUCAUCAUCUACGGCAACGACGACUCGCCCGUCGUGCCGCUGAUGCUCUACAUGCCGGCCAAAAUCGGGGCUUUCGGCCGAGAGAUGUUGAAGAGGAACAUCGGCACCGUGGUCGUCGGCUUCCCGGCCACGCCGAUCAUCGAGUCGAGAGCGCGCUUCUGCGUUUCAGCCGCUCACACCAGAGAAAUGCUCGAUACCGCUCUGGAGGCCAUUAGUGAAGUGGGCGACCUGCUGCAGCUGAAGUACUCCAGACGGGAACGACCUCUUCCCUCUCUGGGAUGGAUGUCUGAAGAGAGCCUCCUUCAGGACUGAGCCAGCUCCAUCUUUUUGUUUCCUCCUUUCUAACCUCUCUGCACAACACACAUCCCGAUAGAUUAAUUUAUUUGAUAACAAACACUUGGAGCCAGACUCACUCACUCAGCUGCUCCGCAUCUGCGAGAAGCGAACCUGUGACCUGCGACCUGUUCGCACGUCUCGUCGCGUCGUGUCGUGUUUCCUCUCACGUCAUGUCUUAAAUCUUGCACGCACAGUGAAUAUAUAUAUAUAUAUAUAUAUAUAUAUAUAUUUGUGCAAUAAAAAAAAGAAAAAAGACUUCAAGAAACCUAAAACACAGUAGGGGAAGCUCUGUCGUGGAGAAGAGAUCUGAUCCUAGCCUUUUUGUACGAGACUAACCUGAUGCGUGUAAACAUUAUUUAUCGCAAAAGCAAAGGCGCAUUAUCUCACACACACACACACACACACACACACACAGACGGUUCCUGGUGUGUAUUGAUCCGACCGCUUCUACUUGAAUUUGCUUAUAGAAUAUUGGAUUUUCUUUUUUUUGUUUGUUCUCCCCAACCAAAGGUUGUUGCAUAUGUAUAGAUAUAUUUUCUACAUUUCUCUUGAAAUGCGAAGCAGAUGUUUCCAAAAGAAAAACAUGAAACUGUGGGGGGAAAAAAAUAGACUGACAAAAUAUUUUUUUACCGCUUAUUUUCUAUUAAUAGUCCUGCGGCCUAAUUUACUGUUUACACCUGCACUCAAACACUUGAGCCAAGGGUCUUUAGCAUUUCUUUGAGGUAAAUGGCCUACAUGUAUAUAGUUUCCCCCCCUCCAUUCUGCUCACUAAAGUGCUUUUAUGUGAAUAUCUGAGCAUGACGACACGCUGCAACUUCGAUCUGUAUGCAUGACGAUGCUGCUUCCAAACUCAUCCGAUAUGUACAGAACAGUUUUUAUUUAUUGAAGGAAGGCAUCUUAUCCUUUUGCUAUGUGUUUUUGAAAGGCAGCUCUAAAACACGCUACAGCUGAGAGUAUAUAUUUGAAUCAGUUACACUUCUUAACAUUCGCACUGUUACCACUGACAGGCCCUCUAAAUGCCGAAUGACGUUGGUAGGAAAGUUUUAUGUAUACCUACAUAAAUAUAUACCCUGAAUGUUCUUUAUUUAUUGUUUUUGUUCUUUUUUUCACCGUAAUUUUUACAUUUUGUGAUCAUCCACUGAAACAGCAUUCCAUAAUCAUUUUUUGCUUUCAGUGUGUAGAUGUCAUUUUGAUCUGUUUUUAUUUUAUAUUUUGGUAAACAGUCUGCUGUCCAGUUUCAGUGUGAGUCAUUUUUGUUCCGUCACUACUGAUGUCGGCUCAAGGUGGUGGUUGUUGGUCAGAAAAUUGUCUGUUGUCUGCCAAUGUGUUCGUUUAUGCUGAUAAAAAAAUCAAAAAAACAUCCAACGGCUUUGUUUUCUUUUUGCCUUUUUUUCCUUCCUCUACACAUCCAUCGUACACUACAGUGGCGUAUUUGUCCGAUGCAUUUCACCUCAUCCUUUAAUAAUUUGAACAAUAAUUUUAAGUGCGGGAGUGGGGAAAAAAAAGUUGAUAAAAUGUGGAAAACAUGAUUAUAAGUGCAUAAAAAGGUGCUCUGGCAAAGGAUUUUCUUCCUGGGAGAAGUUUCUCGUCGAGUGGACCGUUGGGAGUUUGCAGUUGUGCCUUUGUUGCAAAUGAGGUUUAUUGUUGAGAGAAAAGCUCGAAUUGGUCAGGUGUUUGCAAUAAACAGCAGAAACUGUUUGUAAAAACCUAAUAUUACGAGGAUUUCGUCGACAUGCAAUGCUACAUAACGGUAAACAUUUGCAAAUUGGGAGCAGUCUAACGCAACGGCUUCAUUUAGUUGCAUCGGGUCGAGAUACAACGCCUCAAAUACCUGGACGGUCCCCAUGAACAUUUCAAUGCGUAUUGAAAAUAUUUUGGGUAUAAAGUUCAGGCGUCAUCCAAAAAAGACAGAAAUAUAGCAAAGACCUUGACUUUUCCUAGAGAUACAAAUGGAAGCAUAGUUUGCAAUUUUUCAAAUAAGGUCCUACGCCACCUGAUCAAGGUAGCUAUCAUCGUUUGCCACCAGAUCACCUUGGAAACAGGUGGUCAACAAACCGUGGUUGGUGUCAUUCGACUUCCAAACGGGGAAAUAACUCCAAGCAUGUCUAAAAGUUCAACAAGGCUUUGGUUUUGGAGGAAGUCCUGGACGAUGCUGGAGUGGCCCAUCAUAUAUAGUUGCCUGACGUGAACUUUGUUGAAAAUCUCUGGUGUGGUUUGAAAAGGUGGUUGCGGCACUCUAGCCUAACAUUAGAAAGGAACUGGAGGACUUUGCUUGUAAUUAAUCUGGCUAAGGUUCCUCAGGAACACUGCUACUAGCUGAUAUCUGACUACUAAUCACGUUUGCAGUAGCAUUUUAUUUUUUUCUUUGAGACUUGAGUAGUCAUGAAAUGUAAAAUUCAGCGUUUGAUGUGGAGAAGUCACUCAUAAUAUUAGUUGUAAGAUCUUUAAAUAGCUUUUUUUUUCACUUUAUUAUUGCAAACAGCUGCCAGUUUGUUCGUUUUACCAAUAAACCUAAUUUGCAGCUGGUGUUGGAACUUGUUUUGUUUUUCCUCCUGACUUUCCACAUACGAAUCUGCAGUUAGUCUUUAAUGAAUAUGUUCAAAGUCUGGGCUUUGGGAACAAAAUAAUGUGACCUAUACUUCCCAAACCGAACUGUUUGGACCACAGGAAACUGAUCAGCCACGUUUGUCUUUGGAACUGUACGCUGGUUGACGGAUCUGAUCUGCAAAGCCAUGAUGUUUCUGAACCAUGCUGCUAGAAAACUGUGCCACGAAAAUUAAAUCAGUUUUGAAGUUGAA
Molecule: messenger RNA, 4656 nt
Organism: Poecilia reticulata (guppy)
Lineage: Eukaryota; Metazoa; Chordata; Actinopteri; Cyprinodontiformes; Poeciliidae
Gene: sptlc2b
Product: serine palmitoyltransferase, long chain base subunit 2b
Biological process (GO): sphingosine biosynthetic process; ceramide biosynthetic process
Cellular component (GO): serine palmitoyltransferase complex
Molecular function (GO): serine C-palmitoyltransferase activity; pyridoxal phosphate binding
Source: RefSeq, a predicted model, not a curated record